AUGGCCGCCUCUCCCUUUAUGCAUAUGCUGAGGUUCCGUGUACGUCAGCCUCAGUUUUACUGGUUUUUAGGACAUUUUAUGACGAUAUGGCAUUUUAUUAGGUUUCAUCUUUCAUUUUUCUCAUCAUCCUCACAAAGAUAUCAUUAUUCAAGAGUUUUAUUCUACGUUACAAUCACUUAUGGAAUUGUACUUUAUCAGUUUUAUAAAAGUGGUCAACUGAAAAGGCAGACAUUUUUGGUACAACUACGACAAUUGGAUAACCUGCAAUAUUUUUGUAUGGUUGCAACUCUUUACAUUUGUUCAUGGGCAGGUUCAAUGGUAAAUGGUGCUUUGUAUUCACCAGUUAUAUUUGCACUUUUCCACUGUUGUAACUAUUUCAAAGAAAAUUUAUUACCAUUCUUACCAAUUCAACCAAUUUUGAAGAAUACAUUAAAUCAGAGAAUCACAUUUUUCAUCCAGAGGUAUAAUGAAAAAUUUCUACAGAUGGCACAAGUAUUUGAAAUUAUGUGCGGUGUACGUUCAGGUCUCUUGGGAUUGCCGGUUGAAAUUGUUUUACUUUUAACAAGUCUAAAUGUCAAGAGAAUUGCCAGUGUUAUUGCAUUGUUAACCUAUGUGGUAUUCUUCAAAUUGCGCUAUUUACAUAGUGAAACUUUAAGGUUGUUGACAAGAGAGUACGUUUACAAAAUUGACACAUAUGUGCAUUCAAGUUUACCCAACUUCGUCCCCAAAUGGCAAGGUUAUAAACAAUUUGUGAGUAAAUUGUUCUGGAGAUUACCAUGUUAA
Zygosaccharomyces rouxii is the source of this 783-nucleotide messenger RNA. It is a transcript of the gene PER33, whose product is annotated as Per33p. Gene Ontology annotation, biological process: endoplasmic reticulum tubular network organization; membrane organization. Bases 1 to 783 code for a protein of 260 amino acids. The record is from RefSeq and is a predicted model, not a curated record. The transcript has a single exon. Gene Ontology annotation, cellular component: endoplasmic reticulum; membrane. Lineage: Eukaryota; Fungi; Ascomycota; Saccharomycetes; Saccharomycetales; Saccharomycetaceae.